Molecule: messenger RNA, 2840 nt
Organism: Trichomycterus rosablanca
Lineage: Eukaryota; Metazoa; Chordata; Actinopteri; Siluriformes; Trichomycteridae
Gene: socs7
Product: suppressor of cytokine signaling 7
Exons: 10
Coding region: 1-2364 (787 amino acids)
Biological process (GO): intracellular signal transduction; phosphatidylinositol phosphate biosynthetic process
Cellular component (GO): phosphatidylinositol 3-kinase complex
Molecular function (GO): 1-phosphatidylinositol-3-kinase regulator activity
Source: RefSeq, a predicted model, not a curated record
AUGAACAACGGGCAAGAUAUGUCUCCCGAUUUUGUCUUGAUGCGUCUGGUGUCUGCGGCCGAAGACGACCGCUUGGACGAGGAGAACGGGAAUCUGUCGUCGGGUACAGAAGUGGUGACUGGAAACGUUAAAGGUAAACAUGAAUGUGCGCAGAAUCCGGUGGCGCUCGGUCACCUCUCAGCAGGGAACAAAGCCGCGCAGCCGUGCGGAAGCAACGCACCUGACACCGGCGAUGUGGCCGGCAGAUCCGCGCUCUCUGUCCCCCCUGCUCAGCUUCAUUCCGCCGAGGCCCGCAUUUACGAUCUGAGCAACAGAACCGGGAUGGGGCCUCAGCUGUUAGUUUUCCGAAAUGUAUCCAGAGACUCUGAAGGAUUGUCAGAGAACAAUGCGGAUAACAGACAUGCUUUUGAUGAGCAGGCGACGCAUAGCUCUGAAUCGAGCGCUAGCAUCAAUAACAAUUCGCUUAGUGCUGUAGAUGCUCAGCAUCAUCACCAUCCUCCCUGGUCGCUGCAUUCUCAUCCUCACACAGCGAAUGCUGAACUGUGCCCCCGGCAUCGUAUUAUCGGCAAUACACUAGAAUGGUCGGACAAAUCAAAUCUAGAUACCAGAUGGACCUCCACGACAGUACAGGGAGAUCUUCAUUUUUCUGAAAGGCCUGUUUUGGAACUAGCACGGAAAUUCGGAGAACUAGGAGUAACCGCGGUGCCCGACUUUCUCCUCAAGGACGGCGAUGUACAACACUGCUCCUGCUCAGCCACAACAAGACAAGGUGAAGACCCCACAGAGACCAGCGAUGCUCUGCUGGUGCUGGAGGGCCUCGGGUCAGAUGAAGUCAAUGGCCUGGGCAUGAAAAACAACCCUGAUUCUCAGAAGGUCAAGCCAGAACUCAUGGAUAAAAUGCCUGGAGCUCUUGCACUUGAAUGUUUCCCCUCUGUACUUUCAGGCCAGUCUGUGGGGGGUCUUUGCUCACCAUCAUUUCAGGAUUCACAGCUCUGCUGUUUGCUCCGAGGUUCCCUGACCCAGAAGGCUCAACUUAAUCCCUCUGAGACAGUCAUACCACAGGUCCCAACACCAUCAGUGGAGUCCACUGUAAAUGGCCUACUCCAUGACACCCUUUGUUCAAGCCUCAGUUCCAGUCCAAACAUGCAACAGAAAAGUGCAGCUGCAUCUGGAGAAAAGGCACUAAAAGUGUCUGGAAAGUCCAGAAAGGGCUCUCUUAAAAUUCGACUAAGCAAACUUUUCAGAACUAAGAGUUGUAGUGGCUCCAAUAAUUUUCUGGAGAAAAGACCAUCAAUAAACUUUUCUAUUUCAUCUGCCAGUAGUUUAGUGGACAUGUCAGGCACAAGCAGUGCGGAGCAGGACACAACCAGCCAAUCUGGACUAACAAGAGCCCAAAAUGGCUUCUCUGGUGCUCCAGUUUUCACUGGAGAGACAGUUUCACUAGUAGAUGUGGACAUCUCACAGAGAGGAAGAAACUCCCCUCAUCCUCCAACCCCCCCUCCACCACCUCGCAGGAGUCUCAGUCUGCUAGAUGACAUAGGUGGGCCUCAUCCUGGGCCCUUCCUAGUCAAUGUCAUGGGAGCAUCCUUGCAGUCUCUUCCCUUGCCUCUUCCUCCUCCUCCUUCCCUCCAUGCCACCAUCCAGCACAGCCUCAGCCUUAAUGACGCUUUCCUCCGAGCACUUCCUCAUUCUGCCCCAUCACCAAUCGAGACACCACCUCCAGUCAGAGUGGCUCCAGCCCCAAACGUGUGUCCUCUGAAAGGAGUCGAUUCUAGUAGCUUCACAGCCAGCCUGAGAGAACUUGAGAGGUGUGGGUGGUACUGGGGGCCGAUGAACUGGGAGGAUGCGGAGCUAAAACUGAAAGGGAAGCCUGAUGGCUCUUUUCUUGUGAGAGACAGUUCAGACCCGCGGUACAUACUCAGCCUGAGCUUCCGAUCGCAGGGAGUCACACACCACACUCGCAUGGAGCACUACAGAGGUACCUUCAGCUUAUGGUGCCAUCCAAAGUUUGAGGACCGCUGCCAUUCUGUAGUGGAGUUUAUCGAGCGUGCCAUUAUGCAUUCGAAGAAUGGAAAAUUCCUUUACUUUCUGCGCUCACGUGUACCUGGGCUCCCACCAACUCCAGUGCAGCUACUGUAUCCAGUCUCCCGCUUCUGUAACGUCAAAUCCCUGCAGCACCUCUGCCGCUUUUGUAUCAGACAACUCGUCCGCAUUGAUCACAUUCAGGAGCUCCCUCUUCCCAAACCCCUUAUUGCCUACCUGAAAAAGUUCUACUAUUAUGACCCAGAGGAAGAGAUGUACCUGUCAGUUAAAGGCAUGAGGCAGAUGGCAGGUGUGGAGCAAGAGUCAGAGUCUGAGACGUAAUCGGAUGAGCCACAUUCCCUGUUUUCUAUGUAUGGAUAGCAGAUGGGAUAGCGCAUAGGAGCCCCUGGUGCACAGUUCUGCCUCAACUUCCCGUCGGUCUUCCAGAAGAGGCCAAUAAACGCCAUCACAAUGGCCGAUCUUCUUAAUUUUGACAAAUAAAAGUCAAAUAAGGCAGUGGAAUGCUAAUGUGCUGUCCAUUUGGUACUAGAAGCCAGGACUGAUUAAGCUGAUCUGGCACACCACACAGGCAGAGGACAAUAAAAAUAAAAUGCAUAGAAGAUAAUAUGUGACCUGGAGUUAUGAUGUGAAUCUGUAGCUCAUGAAACUUUCAACUUUUUAAACUUGACACAUUUGUGAAUUCUAUGUUUUCCUUUUUGAUUUUGUCUCUGUUAUUUUGCCGUCUUCUGUUUUUCGUUACCUCAAUUGUAACUUACUCUGCCUGACAGCAGGCUGACCGUCUUUACAGUAAAACAGUG